UGCCAAGAAUUCGUGGAAAAGUGUCAUUUGGCAAUUCUGUCCACAAACUCCUGCGCUGAAUGGAUGCCGAGGUACAGCUUUUUGAACGAGGCGCGCUCUCAUUGGUAGUUGAGUAUUAUGGGUAUUUAUUUACCUGUGUGGUUUACGGGUCGGAAUGCGAAUGUUUGAACUUUCCCUAACUUCGCCAACCACUGCUAAAAAAAAAAAAAAAUUAUGUGGAAACCUGAGGAAUUGGAAAUGAAAAAUGAACAUGUGAAAAUAUUACCCCAUCCAAGGUUUCAUUUUUUUCAUACCCUUCCCCUCCCCAUCUCCCAGAUUUCCAUUCUAACAUCUCUUACCCUUCCUCAGUGAAUCACUGUGGCAUCCUGGUAUUUGUUUCUCUCUCUGUUCAUUCCUUGCACCAACAUUUCCUUCAUUUUCAUUUUCUACCAGGCGCCGUGGCCCGCGAAUCCCCUCGCAACAGUGAGUUGCCAGCACGCUUAGGGAGGAUGAAGCGGGCACAGGAGGAGCCCUUCGCCCUUCUGUCUUAUUCCACACAACAGGUUCACUAACAACAGCAGGAAGUUCAACACUUGCUGUCGUCUGACAGCCAUCCUGGAAUCUGGCCUUUCCAAAUAAUGGCUGCGGCGUCACUUACAGGAAGUCUUCACUUCCUGUCACGUUCUUCUGACCUCCUCCCUAAACACACGCUCACAAACACAGUCAUGGCGAAAGUCUUGCCGCCACCACCGCUGCUGCUGCUACUCCUGUCGCUAAGUCCUGGAACUGCACCAAGCCACACCCUGGCCCUGGAUUGCAGUUCUGCAGACGCAAUAGUAAAGGAAAAAGAAAGAAAAGUAAUAGUGAAGGUACCCUUUGAUGAAGUAAUAUACAACAUAAUUCUGUUUGUGAAGCCUGAAAGUGACUUUGAGGGCGUCCGGCUCGAUGUGCAAGAACGAGACGGCACUAACCAUACUGCCUGGUUACCUGCUGUAUGUGUCCCGCGCGAUGGAACGUGGCGGGAAUUCCUGGUGUGGGCAGGGUUAACCAAGACCAAGGUUGCCUUGCGCUUUAGGACUGGUAAAUGCAGGAAAUGGUGUGAGACCAAAACUCCCAAGCAUUUCCCCAUCAGUGUCACCGUGGUGGCUUAUGGCUCUUCUAGGUGGAUAAAAAGAUACAUGACCAGUAACUGUAACGUCACCAAGGCUUCCAAACCCGAUCCUGAACUACUGCCUAGAUGUCAGAAGCCUCCAUCCACCAAAACCAUUACCACCACGACCCCCGCUACUCUUAAGCUGACGCAGUACAAGAUAACAAUAACAGCGGCAUCAGCAGCAAUAGUAGUGGUGGUGCUGGUAGUGGUGGUGGUGGUCUGCUGGAGGCGAAAUUCUGUGACAUUACCAAAUGAGGUGACGUUCCGGUCCCAGCCUGCUGUUCCCAACCACCACCUGCAGUUCACCACUGGCCAAGGACAAUCCCUAGAACAAGACGAUGAAUGUUUCUAUUACGAAAUCAUGCCUGACCUCACAGCACGCCGAGUGAUGGUGUCGCGGCCAGCACAGUUCCAGCCUACUGUCCCCAACCACCGCUAUAUGCAGUUCAUCACUGGCCAGGGACACACCCCAGACCAAGACAAUGAAUGUAUCUAUUACGAAAUCCUGCCUGACCUCACAUCACAUCGAGUGAUGGUGUCGCGGCCUGCACAGGAUUUAGAGGAACCGAUCUGCAAGUCUGAACAUGACGUACAGCUUCGAUCACCUGUCUAUGGAAAUGUGCUUCCUCGAGGUAGCAUUGCCUCCCUUCACUGGCACCUGGAGGAUGAAGGAGUCAGUAGGUCAAACAUCUCCACGGUGCCGUAGGCAACAUGCACUGCAGGUUAAAAAUACAACCAGAAGGCUGUAAGGAAACCAAAGCAGCAGCAUUGGACAGGCUCCUUCCUUGAAGUGUUUACAAUAGAUGUUUAGUGAUUUGCUUAGCUAGGCUUAUUUAAGUAAAACUAAUAUUUGUUUUUUCGUUGGCUUGUCCAAGAGUGGCCUUGGUUGACUGCUAUAGCCCAGUAACCAGUGCGUACUCCCUGCUGUGGCUCCGAACCAAUGUGCAUUCCAACCCAAAACAAUGUGUAAAAAUUUUGUAUAAUGAUGUUCUGUGCUGUGGACAAUUAUCAGGGUGAUGUUUCUUCCGAUGCCUCGGCCGUGGUGAUUUAGCAUUUUUCUUUGUUGUUGUGAUUAUUAUCUAUUGUUGAUGCUGUUGUGACUAUUAUCAUUUAAAUCAUUAUAAACAGCUAGAAGGCAAAAAUAAUGAAGUGAAAAUUCUGACUCAAGUAGUUUUGAAUAAUUAAAUAGAAAAUUUGAAGAGUUAUAUUUCCCUCUAAAUGUUAUUGUUGCGGCUCGGCGUAUGGUUGGCAGCGAUGGCAAUAGUGAAGAUGCGUUGCAACAGCUACCAGAUCCAGGUGGACGAAAUGGCGCUGGUUGGUUGGAGCGACAGCCAACCAGAAAAGAGCCAAGCUUAUAUUAAUGUUGCAAACGCCGGAAGAAGACAUUAUACCCAAACCUAAAAACAUACAUCAUGGACAACACGGACACAUAUUCUAAUACUACAACACAACGUCAGACACUGAAGUACAAUCAAAACAACACUCACCAACAUAUAUAGAGAAGCAAACCCAGACAUUAUCCUUUUAAACAGUCAUGGCCUGAAAAAUAUCGCAAACAUAAAAAUACACAUCUACACAACAUAUCUUAUAAAUUCCAGUGACUAACCACACGACGGCUCAGCAAUUUUAGUUAAACAGCAUCUGAAACAUAAAGUAAAAGAUAAAUAUGACACAGAUAUAAUACUAUUAACUGUUGAAACUACAACAAGAUCUAUAAACAUAGCCACCAGUUACUUACCCCCCGAGAAGACCAUUCUUGCCAAUUACAGACUUCCACUGCACAGCUUCAGAAACAUAUCCAACAUAUAUAAUAGGGGGCUUAAAUGCUUAAAUGCUAUUUUACACAACCAUUCAAGCACGCUACAAUAAUACUCAUCCCCAAACCGAACAAACCAACCACUUACGCAAUUAACUACCGACCAAUAUCAUUUCUAGAAGUACCUGGAAAAUUUUUUUAGGAAAUAAUCAAUAAAAGAACCAAAACAUUGCUUGAAUCAAAUAAAAUCCUACCAGACUCCCGGCAUAGAUUUAGAACAGCAAGAUCCACAGACAAAGCAUUAGCAACAACAAUAGAAACAAUCUCAAAAGCUUUAUUAGACAAAAACAAUGUUGCAUUGCACUCAGGGACGUCUCAAAGGCGUUUGACAAGGUGUGGCUAAGUGGAUUAAAGUAUAAGCUUAAUCAAUUAAAAUUACCCAGCAUCCUUAACAAGGAAUUAAGCAGCUUCUUAGACAAUGGGUCAGCAUCCCUAUCACUAAAUAACUACAUUAGCCCACCAUUCCAACUUCACAGUGGGGUACCACAGGGGAGUAGUAUCUCACCCACACUUCACUAUACACUCACAUGAAUAUCAGACAUCGAUCAUACUACAUUUUACUUAUUUAUGAAUUAAAUCAGUUAGACAAACGCGCACGACAUUCCAACACCACUCACAGACAGCACAAAUAUCCAAUACGCAGACAUCACACAAAUCAUCACAUAUGCAGGUAAAUUAAAAAACAUGUGAGCAAAGAGAAAGAGAAAUAAAAACAAUAACUACGAAAACAAAUGGAAAAUUAAAACAAAUACAAAAAUUCACAUUACUGCCUAUAACAAUAAAAAAAAAGAUGAAAUCAGUCACCAUAGACGGGAACAACAUAACAUACGCAAAAGAUGCUAAAAUACUGGGGCUUAAACUAGUCACAAACGGAUACUCAAAACACAUAAAAGACCUCACAAACAAAGCACAAAUAACAUUAACCACCAUUAGAAGAUUCGAUGCACUAAAAACAUCAAACUAUACCUUGUAAAAGCGUGUGUACUACCAAUACUUACUUACUUGCUUACUAAUACUUGCUCUAAACCCAAUCUCUACAUCACAUUUACUAUCAUGAUAACGACAACAAAACAAAGCACUACCCUUCGUUUAUAAUGAAAAAUACCCACAUGAAAAAAUACCGCACUCGCAAAACUAGACCCAAUCAAUAAAAUACUAUACGCAAGGGGAAACUAAAUCAAACACAAACUAAUACACAUACUCAAGGACUUCACGUACACAAGCACAAUACACGAGCACGAACAGGGAAGGAAACACGCCUGGUUCAAGAAACCAAUCAACACUAUAUCAAAGGCAUCACCGAGACCAUUAUACACAUAAACCUUUCAAAAUUAAUGCUAUUCAUACACUCACAUGACUAUCAGACAUUGAUCAUACUAUAUUUUAUUUAUUUAUGAAUUAAAUCAGCUAGACAAACGCAACUCAAUUAUUUUACACUAACUCUCAAAACUAAUAUUAAAAUAUAUUAUCAUUCAACAAUGACGGUUAUUCCGUUAUUCUUCACUCUGCGACUUUCCUUCAUAUCUUCACCCAACCUUUCAUCUUCUACUGUAUACCGUCUUCUUUCACCCCCUGUCUAUCCCCCGUAACUUAACUCAAAUCAUUCCGGAGACUAAGGCUGAGACUGAGACAGACUGAGACAGACUGAAAAAAAUUAGCAGUGUGGUUAAGCCUACACACUUUCUUCUGCUAUCUUUCACCCCAUUCUUUUCACCCUAUCUUUCCCUCGUUCUAUCUCCUCUCCUCUACUUAACCCACCCUUUCUCUUUCCGAUUCCGAAGGAGACAGUGAGAGGUAGAUAACAAGAACGCAGGUCUACGUGACGCCACUCCCCUGACCCGUCUGUGUCACGUCACCGCCGUGUAUCAGAGGCGCAGAGAGAGAGAGAGAGAGAGAGAGAGAGAGAGAGAGAGAGAGAGAGAGAGAGAGAGAGAGAGAGAGAGAGAGAGAGAGAGAGAGAGAGAGACUAUUCAUGCCUCACGCCCGUACUGGGUUAUCAGCAGUGCAAAGAGGACACUGUUCCGGCACUGUCGCCGCCGCAGCGCUACCAGCAGAGCUGAGAGACAAGUACAUGUAGGCGUGUGCGUGCCUUGUCUGGCCACUACGAAAACUAGUUGUAACCUUUGGUGUUAGCAGUAGUGUGAUAUAACCGUAAGACAGUGACUGGCGCGGUUUCUCGGUGCAUUGUGUUGUACUGUGUUCUGUAGCAACGGUGGGUUGCUCGGUGUGACGUUGUACUGUUGUGAUCUGAAACUGUGUUUCUGUAAAUAAAGACAAGAGAACUC
This is a messenger RNA of Scylla paramamosain (green mud crab), 5233 nucleotides long. RefSeq lists its product as uncharacterized. NCBI's taxonomy places the organism in Eukaryota, Metazoa, Arthropoda, Malacostraca, Decapoda, Portunidae. The record is from RefSeq and is a predicted model, not a curated record. The coding region runs from base 618 to 1838 and encodes 406 amino acids. The transcript is spliced from 2 exons.